AAGCUAAAACUAGAAAUAAAAUGUGGUUCUUCAAACAUGACAACACAUUUCUUACAGUAGAUAUUUUUAAGUGAUAAGUUGUAUUUUUUUUAAAAAGAUCUCGUAACAUCUGCGUCUCCGAACCAGUUUUUUUAGCUGAGCUGAGGGAAAAGAGGCUCUUAGGUUGGAAAGGUUCAGACUCCGGUCCAUGGGAUAACAGACUUCAACGGCCAGUAAGCAACGCGCGCGCCUUGUCCAGGCCUCUUCUGACGUCAGAGCAAAUCUCCGAAGCAAGUGGAUGGGACACGAGGUGAGAUCCUGGUGUUUAUAGAUCCGCUCUUUAAUCCAGGUCAGCCUCGUAGCCCCCAAUGUUUACUUCUCCGGCAUGUCCUGUCGAGCCAGCUGGGACGCGUUGCUCCGCAACAUCUCACCUUCUGGCUCAUUUCUGGGAAGCCAUGCUUGUUCCUCACGCGGACGGCCCUGAAGCCUCUCCUCGGGUUGAACGGUUCCUCCUCUCGGCCACGGAUCUUGUCGACAGCUGCGGCUCCUCUCCGGCUCCAUGAUGGCGAUGUUCCGGAGCUUUGUCUCAGCGAGCACCCAGCUCCGCCCGCAGCAGCAGUCCAGCGGCGGCUCAGGCUCGCGCGCAGCCCCUUCGGAGGGCAUCGAGAGCCAGUUCUCCUGUCCCAUCUGCUUAGAGGUCUACCACAAACCCGUCAGCAUCGCCAGCUGCGGACACACGUUCUGUGGGGAGUGUCUGCAGCCAUGCCUGCAGGUCGCCUCGCCGCUCUGCCCCCUCUGCCGGGUACCCUUUGACCCCAAGAAGGUGGAGCGCUCCUCCAGUGUAGAGAAACAGCUGGCCUCCUACAAAGCACCCUGCAGGGGCUGCAGCAAGAAGGUGUCUCUGGUGAAGUUAAGGUCCCACAUUUCCUCCUGCUCCAAAGUACAGCAGCAGAUAGCCAACUGUCCCAAGUUUGUCCCUGUGGUGUCCACCUCCCAGCCUGUACCAAGCAAUAUUCCAAACCGAUCAACAUUUGUGUGUCCAUUCUGUGGGGCCAGAAACCUGGACCAGCAGGAACUGGUGAAGCACUGUAUGGAAAACCACCGGAAUGAUCCCAAUAAAGUGGUGUGUCCAGUGUGUUCAGCCAUGCCAUGGGGAGACCCCACCUAUAAGAGCUCCAACUUUCUCCAGCAUCUCCUUCACAGACACAAGUUCUCCUACGAUACCUUUGUUGAUUACAGUAUCGAUGAGGAGGCGGCGCUUCAGGCAGCUCUGGCUCUGUCUCUGGCUGAAAACUGACCCCAGUCUCACCACAGUUCCCUCCUCCCUCUGCUGUUCUCCCAUGGCUCAGAUGGUAGCCGACCCAGCAGUCCCAGACCAGAAGCUUCCCGUCCUCCUCCUGCCGUGGCGCAGCAGUUUGAUGUGAGCUUUGUGUUUGACAAGAAUGGAUCCAAUUAUGAUGUCAAGAUGAGCUACAAAAAUAAAUCGCACAUUGACUUUCCAGAGUUCAUCCGUUCACAGCUGCCGUUCGGACCCCCACAGCAUGAAGGGCUACCUCCUUGGAACAAUCUGAAACAGAGUUCUGAUCACCAACUUCCCAGGAAGUCCUGACUGCUGGUAGUCACUGUGAGCAAUCUGACUGCUGCUCAGGAGCAAACAGACUUCACUUUCUUCCUCUGCAGCCACCAACAAGAUCUACCAGUCAUCUGCACGGACAUAUGAUUGACAGCUGCACCUGCCGGACAGGAAACUGGUCAUGGCUGGAUGGCCUAUACUUGCAACAGUAGAGUGUUGUGUUGUUGGCUGACUUGUUCUUGAGCUCGGAGGUCAGACAUCCUCCCAAAUGAUAGCAAUAGAAGAUCUUUGAUUUAAGAGGCUGGAGUUCCUGUCAGGUGACGACCAGGCUCACUUCUCCCACUACAACCUUUCACCUCAGUUUUCUUUCUGUUGCCCUCCAACAUCCAGACAUGGGUGAUUCUCAGUCUAACUGCUUCUAUAUGCAGAGAAAUGUGUCUGUGAGGUUGAUGAAAGAUGGAUGAGCUUUAUUUGUAGUUUUCAUCCUCUGAAUGCAUCUUCCAGCAGAGUAAAUCCUGCUGGAUGGAAGAGAAAAGCUCCUCCAGGCCGUGAAAAUGAAAAUCAUCUGAGUUCAUCUCAGAUCAUGUCUGGAAUUAUUUGCUUUGCACACUAAAAUAAAAAAGUGGCUCAAACAACUGAA
Molecule: messenger RNA, 2192 nt
Organism: Melanotaenia boesemani (Boeseman's rainbowfish)
Lineage: Eukaryota; Metazoa; Chordata; Actinopteri; Atheriniformes; Melanotaeniidae
Product: E3 ubiquitin-protein ligase RNF166
Exons: 6
Coding region: 539-1276 (245 amino acids)
Biological process (GO): ubiquitin-dependent protein catabolic process; protein polyubiquitination
Molecular function (GO): ubiquitin protein ligase activity
Source: RefSeq, a predicted model, not a curated record